GCAGGAAAUGAUAAGUGUGUGUCUGGGUACUGGCUGUGGCAGAAGCUGCACACUUCUGCCUAGUCGGCCGUAGCUGACGCAACAGAGAAAUAUAUCUAAUUCUUGUCAUUCUCUGGCUGACCUGACACAUGACUCUGGAGUCACACAGGGGACCAACGUCCCUCCUCAAACACCACUGAGAGUUAAGAGCACUUCCAUCUGGUACCUUCACCCAAACCCUCAUCUGCUGUGCUUCAGAUUUACACUUCCUGUUACUAACCAUCAUGUCGUGGUCGGAGGGUGUGAACUCCACUCUGAACCUCGACUCCAACACCUCCUCCUCCCUGGUCUGCACCAACCUGUACGACCACCGCCCCGUCGCCCGCGUCCUCAUGUCUCUCCACUACAGCCUGGUCUUCAUGCUCGGCCUCCUAGGUAACGCCCUGGCACUGCACGUCAUCAGACCCAACCUGGCCCAGAUCAACUCUACCACACUCUACUCUGCCAACCUGGCCGCCUCCGACGUCCUCUUCACUCUGGCCCUGCCGCUGAGGAUAGCCUACUACGCCCUAGGUUUCCACUGGCCCCUGGGGGAGACCCUGUGUCGUGUCACCGCCCUUCUGUUCUACGUCAACACCUACGCAGGGGUCAAUUUCAUGACCUGCCUGGCCGUAGACCGCUUCGUAGCCGUGGUUCUCCCUCUACGUUACACCAGGCUCUGCCGGGCCCGGACCAUCCGCUACGUCUGCGUAGGGGUGUGGGUUCUAGUCCUGGUCCAGACAUUACCCCUCCUCUCCGUGACCAUGACCCGGGCCGAGCCUGACGGGACCACCACCUGCAUGGAGUACCCCAACUUUGAGAACGGGGCCGUGGAGGGACUCCCCUACGUCCUCAUUGGAGCCGUCGUCAUGGGAUACGGCGUUCCUGUUGCAACCAUCCUGUGUUGCUACUUGGUGUUGCUUUGGAAUCUGCGGUUGGUGACGAGAAGUAGGGUCGGUGGGCGAGGUCAGAGGUCAUUGAGGAGCCAGAAGGCGACGGGGGUGAUAGCAGGGGUAGUGUUGGUGUUUGUAGUGUGUUUCAGUCCCUAUCACAUCAACAUCCUGCAGUAUAUGAUCCGAAAGCUGAGAUACACACCAGACUGUACCGAGCUCCAGGCCUUUCAGAUGUCUCUACACUUCACUGUGUGUCUCAUGAACUUCAACUGCUGCCUGGACCCCUUUGUCUACUUCUUUGCCUGUAAGGGUUACAAGAGGAGGGUGAUGAAGAUGUUGAGGGUUCAGGUCAGCGCCUCUUUCUCCAGCGUGGUCCGAACCGGGGAGGACACCCCCUUCAAACGGGGGGGGACCCGGGACAGGAGGAGCAGGCUGGGUACCCACACAGCUUGUCCUGUUGCUUUAGAUGAUCUUACAAAGACCAUUCCUGGGCCAGAGACUGAGACAGGAGUCAGAGACCAAGACAGGACCCAGAGACCGAGACAGGAGUCACAUCCAACCAACUACCCCUGAGACAGGAGUCACAUCUAACCAACUACCCCUGAGACAGGAGUCAGAGACCAAGACAGGACCCAGAGACCGAGACAGGAGUCACAUCCAACCAACUACCCCUGAGACAGGAGUCACAUCCCACCAACUACCCCUGAGACAGGAGCCACAUCCAACCAACUACCCCUGAGACAGGAGCCACAUCCAACCAACUACCCCUGAGACAGGAGCCACAUCCAACCAACUACCCCUGAGACAGGAGCCACAUCCGGCUGAGUAGCCCCAGAGCCUGUCCUGGUCCUUGAGAUGACCACUACUAGGCCAUAGAGAGACAGAACCACUAGUCUAGACCACUACUAGGCCAUAGAGAGACAGAACCACUAGUCUAGACCACUACUAGGCCAUAGAGAGACAGAACCACUAGUCUAGACACACUUAUUUGUCCUGGGUUGUAUUCAUACCAAACGGAAGAACAAGGAACUGAAACAGAAAGGGACGACCUGAACUUGUCCAAUAAGAAAUGCUUGUUUUAAUUUUACUUCUUUGCUCACUCUGCUAUUUCCAAACGAAUGUGAAAAAGAUGGAAAUCAAGGUCCCAUAAACACAAGAAAACAGCAGCGCCUUUACAAGGUUCCAGAACUAAACCUUGUUUACAGAACAGGAUGCUGUAUGCAGAGAUACAAUCCUACCUCCUACCUACUUUACAAGGUUCCAGAACUAAACCUUGUUUACAGAACAGGAUGCUGUAUGCAGAGAUACAAUCCUACCUUUACUGAUUCAUCUCCAACAUUUCCGUCACAUCGAUCUUUGUACAGAUAUUUAUGCUUUUCAUAAUUAAAAAUGGUUUCACUUCCCAAUA
Molecule: messenger RNA, 2319 nt
Organism: Oncorhynchus kisutch (coho salmon)
Lineage: Eukaryota; Metazoa; Chordata; Actinopteri; Salmoniformes; Salmonidae
Product: G-protein coupled receptor 183-like
Exons: 4
Coding region: 264-1484 (406 amino acids)
Biological process (GO): G protein-coupled receptor signaling pathway
Cellular component (GO): membrane
Molecular function (GO): oxysterol binding; G protein-coupled receptor activity
Source: RefSeq, a predicted model, not a curated record